This is a messenger RNA of Drosophila takahashii, 677 nucleotides long. The record is from RefSeq and is a predicted model, not a curated record. NCBI's taxonomy places the organism in Eukaryota, Metazoa, Arthropoda, Insecta, Diptera, Drosophilidae.
CUAUUCGCUUCUGUUGGCCAACUCGAGCAUUGAGUCUGGUUUGAGUUCUUGCCGUGAGCGGUCCUCAUUUUUUUGCCAUUUUGCGAUACCUCGGUGAAAUAUUUAUUCGCAGCCAUCAUCAUCAACAGCGCAGCGAAAAGAAAGCAAUCGAAGCAGCCGGCGAAAUGGGCAGGACACUGGAGAUAACCGGAAAGCAGCAGGAGAAGGAGAAGAAUCCCAAUCUGGAGAAGAAUCCGAAUUCCGAUCAGGAGAAGGGGGAUCCGGAGAACGGCGAUCCGGUGCGCAGGCGCGGCCACGAGACCAGCGAACUGGAGGCGGCCACCCAUCUCUUCAAGGGCAGCGUGGGCGCCGGACUCUUCGCGAUGGGCGAUUGCUUCAAGAACGGCGGACUGGCCGGGGCCACCAUCCUACUGCCCAUCAUAGCGGUGAUGUGCGUCCACUGCGAGCGCAUGCUGAUCCGCGGAUCCGUUCUCGCCGUGGAACGGACGCCCGGAGUCGACUUCCUCGACUAUCCGGAAACGGUGGAGAAGUGCUUCGAGCACGGGCCACGCCCACUGAGGAAGAUGUCGCGGGUCAUGAAGCUAGUCGUCGAAAUGUUCCUCUGCGUCACGCAAUUCGGAUUCUAUAAGCAGAAAGAAAACUAUCAAAAUUAUUACAAAUAUCACCCAUUAAGAUAA